GUUCGUUUGUAGUAACGCACAAGUCAAAAUGUCAGCCAACGGUAACAGCGGAAGUAAUGAGAGUAGUGAGACCACACCAGCAACGCCACCGCCCUCGGUUAGAUUAGAUAUUGCCGACCGCAUGAAGCGAUGGCAGGGCAAGGUUGCUGUUGUGACCGGCGCCAGUGGUGCAAUUGGUGGUGCCAUUGCGAUAGAACUCGUCAAGGCAGGAAUGAUCGUAUGCGCACUGUCAAGACGGCGCGACAAGGUGGAGAAACUGCGCGUCAGCCUCUUUGAUGUAGCUGGUACGCUGAAUUACGUUGAGUGUGAUAUAACUGUCGAGGACGACAUUAAGUAUGCGUUCGGGUGGAUCGAAAACACGUACGGCGGGGUGGACAUGCUGGUGAACAACGCGGGAAUCAUCACCAAAUGUUUGCUAACAGAAAAGAACAAUACGAGAGAUCUGUAUAAGACGAUGGAGACGAACAUCAUCGGUUUAUCUAUGUGUACCCGGGAAGCUGUCAAAUCGAUGAAAGCCCGUGACGUGAAGGGACACAUCAUUAACGUAAACAGCAUAUUUGGCCAUAAAGUGCACCAAGCUGUCCCAGGAACGCGACCGUUGAAUGGCAUGUACCCGGCAUCGAAGUACGCAGUCACGGCCAUUACCGAAUGUAUUAGACAAGAGCUCGUUUACUUAGGCACGGGUUGUAAAGUUACGAGUAUUAGUCCCGGCCUGGUGGAAGGUGACAUACUUUCUGCAAACACCUCGAAGGAUAACGAAAUUGUCAAUUACAUGCCGAAGCUAAAACCUAGUGAUGUGGCAGAAGCGGUACUGUAUGCUAUUACUACUCCAGAAAAUGUGCAAAUUCACGAGCUGAUUAUCAAACCGAUGGGGGAGUUCCUGUAA
This is a messenger RNA of Anopheles maculipalpis, 886 nucleotides long. RefSeq names its product farnesol dehydrogenase-like. The coding region runs from base 29 to 886 and encodes 285 amino acids. The transcript is spliced from 3 exons. NCBI's taxonomy places the organism in Eukaryota, Metazoa, Arthropoda, Insecta, Diptera, Culicidae. The record is from RefSeq and is a predicted model, not a curated record.